AUGGAUCCUGAUGUCUGCUAUGAGAGUUAUUUGACCGAAACCACAGUUCUGAUCAGAGUUGUCUAUUUCACAAUGAUUUUGGUUAGUAUAUGGUGCUUGUUUACAGUUGUAAAAGCGAUAGCGACGAGGAAGGAUAGACGUAUGCCAGUCCAUCCCAACUUUAAGGUGAGUAAAUUGUACGAGACAUACAGGUUUCUAUGAGGCUUGGCACAAGCUAAAAUUUACUCCGUUUUGGUAUGAUUAGUUUCUUUUCCAUUUUUGGAGAAGAAGGAACGAUUACACAACAGUUGUUCGGGAAAAUAAUGGCACAAUGUUGCUGAGCCGAUCGUGUCGCUGAAGUGAAAAGAAACUUGGCUUUGCCGAGACAUAAUUCAUUUUCUGAUUUUCGUUGCGACUGAGUGCUCACUAUUUUCCCGACAGACUGAAAAAAUUUUGCUUUUUCAACACAAAAUUUCCAAAGAUUUGGUCAAAAAAGUCCUUCUUUCCGAUAUUUUAAUAAUAACUCAUAUUUUUUUUAUUUCCAUCGAAUUCAGAUAAUGGUAGCCAAUGGUUGUGCGGUCAUCAUCAUCCAUAGCGCAGCCAUCGGAGUUUCCAAUGCAGUAAUUCUUUUCAACUCGCUGCGAGCUACUCCCACGAAUUGCGCAACGAUAAUCGACCGGCUUUCUUGCCUCGGGCUGCGGAGUUUGCUGAUGCUGUCGAUUCCAAUGUUCACCUGCGUUCAUUUUAUGAUAUUUGUUGAACGAUUUGUGGCUUGCAUGACAAAAAGAAACUAUGAGACAACCGGAACAACAUUGGGUACAAGCUUGGCUGUUACUGGGGUGAGUCAAACUUGGGGGAUUCAAAGAAACACAAUCCAAAAAUGUGAGUGAUAGUAAUAUGUAGUUUCGUUUACACUUGACACAAAGUCGCGUUUUUACAGAAGAUACAAAAAACGCAUUUCACAUUUUUUAUAUGAUCAGUAUAAUACUGAAGUGGGACGGUGAAAAUAUUUGUAAAAUAAUACAUUUCAGCUUAUCUACAAAGGUUCUUCCGUCAUGAAGCACUUUAACACCGCACGUUUUAGCACAGAAAUUAAGAAAUGUAUUCUCUAUGAAAUGCGAAAUUCACCUCGAUUUAUUUUGCAAUGCUCCAAGUGAGGCUGCUUAAAUAAAAAGAUCCUUGUAACACUACCUCACAGUUAAAAACUUUAAUAUGUAUUUCCCAUGACAAGUUACCAUAAAACUCUCAGUCUCAUUCCCUGUAAAUAUAAAUAAUAUUAAACCUUUCAGUGGAUUUUGUCAGCUCUCACAGAACUCUACGCAAUUGGCCGAACAGACCUCUCCGCGACAUACAUUCAUUGCUCCAUUACAACCGACGAAAACCAGCACAGAAUGCUGAUCAUCUUCCAAGUUCUGCUCUGGUUCGAUGUACUCACAACCUGCGGUGACGGACUUUUGCGUAUUCUCACGGUCAAAAAUUCAAGAGUUUCGUUGGCGUUAAGGCCAAAGGCUCAGCUUUCGUAAGUUAAAGCGCGUUAACUUCAGUUGUACUUUCUCAGUUUCAGUACAUUUUCGGGGUAUACGUUAUCCCAGGCAUAUCAGCGCGACGAGAAUCUGCGAAUUAUGAAGAUGAUGUUUCCAAUCGCCGGCGCCUUUUCUGCUGGCCAUUUGAUGCACUCAUUGACUUCGUAUUAUGUCAGAACUCACUUUGUGGUUAAAACAAAUGGCGGUGAAACUCCGGAGAUAAUUGCAGAUGGAAAGACAAGGCUUAUGGCAGCUUUGGAGGCAAUUCAGAUGGUGAGUGUAAACGUGAAUAUUAUAUAAGAGAUACGGCCCGACAAGACUGUAUGUAUGGCAUAAAGAACCUUUUCUCUUGACCCAUAGCUCUUAAUCCUGAAAUUCUGCCAGCCAAUACGUCAAGCGCAAAGAUCUUCUCGGCCUAUAAAUAUAGUCGUAUUUCGGUUUUGUGCUUUGUUAUUGUAGAAUCGUAUGCUUCACAAAAACUUUUUCAGCUCUUCAUGAUGACAGGUGUCGCCGUCGUUCAUUUGUAUACAAGACUGGGAAAGAAGCUCAAAGAUGAAAAAGACUAUGAAUUCGGGAAGAAGAACUCUCAACGUCAUGGGGAUGUGUACUUCUCGUUGUUUGAAAAACAAAUCGGUGGAAAGCAAGCGCGCAAUAUUACGGGUUAA
Bursaphelenchus xylophilus (pine wood nematode) is the source of this 2167-nucleotide messenger RNA. Lineage: Eukaryota; Metazoa; Nematoda; Chromadorea; Rhabditida; Aphelenchoididae. The record is from the annotation of a GenBank genome assembly.